AUGAGUGGAAACUUGACAAGCAUUCCACCGCGGCACGAGAUUAUCGAAGUUGCUAAGAAACAACUAAUGGCUACGAAAAGCGCUAGUCCGCCAUCUUUGGAUUGCGACCCAAAAGUCGUCAACAGACCCCCAUCUUCUGAUUCCCCGUCGUACUCAUCUGUCACCGCAAAUAAUAACGACAAGUGGAUUACUGCUGGUCCUAAAGGACGUCAUUCUCCUGUUCCCGAACGCCCUAAUUCGUCUCCACGACGAACACUUACAACCAAUAAAGGACAAAACCGUAUUAAACUGACUGGGGUCAAAGAGGUAAAAUUCACGCUUGUUUAUGUAAGCAAUAUUCGAAAAGAUUUCAAUGUUUCAGACGAUGAUAUCCGUUCUGCGAUCGUUGACCAUGCCAAGGAUAAGGGAAUAAGAGUCAUGAAGGCCGAUAUUGUACACAAUCGUGUAUGCGACGAUAAAGUCGGAUGCAAACUUAACAUCCCCGAAUCCCAAGCAGAGAUAAUUCUUGCAACCAAUUUUUGGCCAGACCCGGAAAUUGGAUGCCGUGUAUGGCAGCGCAGAUCUACCCAGCGCUCAAACUACAAUAGUCAACGGGGUAGUAAUUUCAAACAUAUACCUGUAAUCACGGGUCAUUAUUCCCAUUCACAUGGGCGAUCAUAUGAUACCUAUGAGCUCGGCCGCGACUCAAACGGCUACUACAAUAACAAUAGAUAUGGUGAAACUAUUGACGAGGAUGAGCGACAUCUUGCAGUUUAGGGGUAUACAGUGUAUGGAUUCCAUGAAACCAAUACAUCUGUGUUUCCUGCUAUUUUAUUUUCUUGCCCAUAUAAACAUUUUUACUUCCCAUAUGAAUGCAAUCAACACUUCCCAAAAUGUUCUAUCAAAUAAUGAUUUAAGACUCAUACAAUGGAACUGCAGAGGUUUAAACGUAUCGUCAC
Molecule: messenger RNA, 938 nt
Organism: Owenia fusiformis
Lineage: Eukaryota; Metazoa; Annelida; Polychaeta; Sabellida; Oweniidae
Source: the annotation of a GenBank genome assembly